AUGUAUGAUCUACCGCCCGCGGGGACGCAAGAUUGGAUGCAUUGGUUUAAACACAAAGAGGCUUACGGUCCAGUCAGCUCUGUCACGGUGAUGGGACAAACCAUCGUUAUAUUGAAUGAUGCAAAGUCGGCCGUGGAAAUACUAGUGAAGCGCUCCUCAAUAUACUCCUCGAGGCCAAGUCAGGUCUUCGUCUCCGAGAUGGUUGGAUGGGGAAACUUCUUGGGAAUGCUAAAAUACUCUCCUCGACUACGCUCCUAUCGCAAGGCAAUGCAACCAUGCAUUGGAUCCGAGUCGGCUGUGGCCCAGUUUAAUCCGCUGCAAGAGAUAGAGACCCACCGCUUCCUGUUUCGCGUCCUCGAGGAUCAAACGAAGCUCGUAGAGCACAUUCAAACAGAGGCUGGUGCACUCAUCCUGAAAAUAGCAUACGGGUAUACCAUCGAGUCGCACAAGCGAGAUCCAUUGGUGGAGAUUUCGAAACUGGCCCUUCAUCAUUUUUCCAAAGCCGGUACACCAGGUGCAUGGCUGGUUGAUAUGAUUCCAGCUCUAAAACACGUCCCAUCCUGGUUUCCCGGGGCAGGUUUCAAGCGCACUGCUCAGGAAUGGAGGGAUAAUCUCAUGGCUGUCGCAGAAAAGCCUUAUGCAUUCGUAAAUCGGCAAAUGGACGAAGAUCGGCAUCAGCCGUCCUAUCUCUCUAACAUGUUCAAAACAACAGGACGCCCUCCACGCGGCUCGGAAGAUGAGUUUGUUGCAAGAUGGACAGCUGCAUCACUUUAUACAGGUGGUGCCGAUACCACUGUGUGUGCGGUGGAAGACUUCUUUCUUGCAAUGACACUAUAUCCUGAGGUCCAACGCAAAGCGCAAGAUGAGAUCGAUCGGGUUUUGGGGCCUUGCCAACUUCCAAGAUCCGGCGAUCGCUCUCGUUUGCCAUAUGUCAAUGCUCUGGUGAAGGAAGUUUUGCGAUGGCAUCCGGUAGCACCUAUGGGUAUUCCCCAUGCGUCAAGUGAAGAUGAUAUCUUCGGAGGAUAUUAUAUCCCAAAAGGUUCAUUGAUUUUGCCUAACAUCUGGGCUAUGACACAUGAUCCUACUGUUUAUCAUGAUCCCAUGGUAUUCAAACCAGAGCGCUUUUUGGGGAUUGAUGGACGAGAGCCCGAGUUCGAUCCUCAUGAUCUUGUAUUUGGAUUUGGGCGUCGCAUGUGUCCUGCGCGUAUUUUGGCUGACAAGACCUUGUAUUUGAAUGCAGCGCAGUCGCUUGCGGUCUUCAAUAUCAGCAAAGCCGUCCAAGACGGCAAGGAAGUUGAUGUCCAACCAACAUUCCAGCCUGGAGUCAGCAGUCAUCCCGUACCAUGGAAAUUCCACAUCGAACCUCGCAGCGCGGCUCAUGAAUCCCUCAUUCGUUCCGUGGAAGAGAAACAUCCAUGGGAGGCGAGCAAUGCGCCGGAUUUAGCGGGUAUAUAA
Molecule: messenger RNA, 1455 nt
Organism: Penicillium robsamsonii
Lineage: Eukaryota; Fungi; Ascomycota; Eurotiomycetes; Eurotiales; Aspergillaceae
Gene: fmaG
Product: cytochrome P450 monooxygenase fmaG
Exons: 7
Coding region: 1-1455 (484 amino acids)
Molecular function (GO): oxidoreductase activity, acting on paired donors, with incorporation or reduction of molecular oxygen; monooxygenase activity; heme binding
Source: RefSeq, a predicted model, not a curated record